Williopsis jadinii is the source of this 474-nucleotide messenger RNA. It is a transcript of the gene MIX23, whose product is annotated as Mix23p. NCBI's taxonomy places the organism in Eukaryota, Fungi, Ascomycota, Saccharomycetes, Phaffomycetales, Wickerhamomycetaceae. The transcript has a single exon. The annotation marks the transcript as partial. Gene Ontology annotation, cellular component: mitochondrial intermembrane space. The record is from RefSeq and is a predicted model, not a curated record.
AGGAGAUCGUGUCUCAGCGCAAGGGGACUGCGUUCUUUUCUCCAGCUCUCGAGACACUCUGUUGACGACGUGCUGAAACAGCGGUUGAACUCUUUGACGUCACGCUCUGUUAAGAGUAGCACGAGAGGCGACAUCUCGUGCUCUUCGUUCCUCGAUGGCGUUGUGUUUCCAGCGUGGAAAGCCAGGCUGGCGGCGAUUGAGUACUGUGAGGGCGAAGCUUCCAAAUUGGAGCUGGAGCUCAAGUCGAGCCAGACGGAUCCCUCUGUUGAGAAGCACGUCAUUGAGAAUAAAGAUUUGAGGCUUGAUCCAUACGCUCAGAAGGACUUGGACCAUGAGAGCCAGGCAAAGACUGAGCAGAUCGAUAGCUUGCGCUCGUGGAUUCAAAACGAACGGGACAUCGAGUCCAUUGUUCAAACCAGAAGCGUACAAGUACUGACAGAUUACUGUGGCUGGAAGGACUGGUUGGAUGAAUUC